CGGAACAGUAAUGAAACGCACCGCAAAUACAUCCUAAUAACACAGCUCGUCAAUUCAUUACAUUUAACGAACCAAAACGUUCCACUUCUUCUUGUAGCUUUGACAUAUGGUUUCAACCAUGAUUCCAUACACUGUCAAUAUUAAACUGGCUGCACGAACAUUGACCGGAACCCUUAAUUUACAGAACAAGACCGCAGUAGACUGGGGAUGGCAGGGACUGAUUGCUCAAGGCUGUCACUCAGAUAUCCUCAUCAUUGAUCCAAAAACAGCUCAGACCAUUCAGGUCCUGGAGAGACACAAAGCAAGUGUGGUCAAGGUAAAAUGGUCCAGAGAAAACUAUCACCACAGUCUCAGCUCACCCUACUCUCUGCGCCUGGCCUCUGCAGAUGCAGCAGGGAAGAUUAUUGUGUGGGAUGUGGUGAGUGGUAUGGCACACUGUGAGAUCCAGGAACACACCAAACCUAUUCAGGAUAUGGACUGGCUGUGGGCUCAGGAUGCUUCUCAUGAUCUUCUUCUGGCUGUCCACCCUCCCAACUAUAUUGUUCUGUGGAACGGAGACACUGGCACCAAGCUGUGGAAGAAGAGCUAUGCUGAGAACAUCCUGUCUUUUUCCUUUGACCCCUUUGAGCCCUCCAAUCUGGCAUUGCUGACCAGUGAGGGUAUAGUGUUUAUCACAGAUUUCUCACACUCUAAACCGCCGGGCAGUGGAGGUAAGAAGGUUUAUAUCGCCAGUCCUCAUUCCAGCCCUGCCCAUAGCAAACCUGCUGUGGCUCAACCCACCGGUGCCAAAAAAGCCCUCAAUAAGGUCAAAGUGCUCAUCACCAAUGAGAAACCCACGGCUGAAGCAGUGACUCUUAAUGACUGUCUCCAGCUGUCAUAUCUGCCAUCUAAGAGGAAUCACAUGUUGCUGUUGUACCCCAGAGAGAUCCUCAUCCUAGACUUGGAGCUCAGUCAGACCGUUGGAGUGGUUGCCAUUGAGCGCUCUGGCGUGCCAUUUAUACAGGUGAUUCCUUGUGCCCAGAGAGAUGCUCUUUACUGCCUCCACGAGAAUGGUUGCAUCACCCUGCGUGUGUGCCGUUCCACAACACCUUCUCCUAAUGAAACAGGCAAGACAG
Messenger RNA from Sinocyclocheilus rhinocerous, 1115 nucleotides. RefSeq names its product WD repeat-containing protein 11-like. Gene Ontology annotation, cellular component: cytoplasm. NCBI's taxonomy places the organism in Eukaryota, Metazoa, Chordata, Actinopteri, Cypriniformes, Cyprinidae. Gene Ontology annotation, molecular function: protein binding. The record is from RefSeq and is a predicted model, not a curated record. The transcript has 7 exons. The annotation marks the transcript as partial.